Messenger RNA from Nothoprocta perdicaria, 2884 nucleotides. It is a transcript of the gene SEC22A, whose product is annotated as SEC22 homolog A, vesicle trafficking protein. Bases 289 to 1215 code for a protein of 308 amino acids. The record is from RefSeq and is a predicted model, not a curated record. Gene Ontology annotation, biological process: endoplasmic reticulum to Golgi vesicle-mediated transport. The transcript has 8 exons. Lineage: Eukaryota; Metazoa; Chordata; Aves; Tinamiformes; Tinamidae.
CGCGUCCCCGCGCGGCUCCACCUGACGGCGUCAGGGCGAAAGUGCAACAAGAAUUUCAACAAUCAAAAUCACAUACAAAGAAGACACCAGUAUUUUUCUGCUGAGAAUUAGCUACAAGAUUCAGAGUUCCCCYGGCCUUGCUGUCCCACCUGCUACCUUUUCCUAAGACAGGACAUGGAGCUGUGGGACCUUUCUUCCCUGUAGGUGCUAAUGAAGUUACUUAUUUUACCUGAGGAAAUGCAGAUCUGUGAAAUUCCGUUUUGUGCAAGUCGUUGUUAACUGUUGGCAAUGUCUAUGAUUUUAUCUGCCUCUGUGGUCCGUGUGAGGGAUGGACUCCCACUGUCUGCAUCUACCGAUUAUGAACAAAGUUCAGGAGUGCAAGAAUGUAGGAAAUAUUUUAAAAUGCUCUCAAAGAAACUUUCUCAACUUCCUGAUAGAUGUACUCUGAAAGCUGGACAGUAUAACAUAAACUUUAUCAGUUCUCUGGGAGUGAGCUAUAUAAUGCUGUGCACUGAAAAUUAUCCCAAUGUCCUGGCUUUCUGCUUCCUGGAUGAGCUUCAGAAGGAGUUCAUUACUACCUACAAUAUGAUGAAGACAAACACUGCUAUCAGACCGUACUGUUUUAUAGAGUUUGAUAAUUUCAUUCAGAGGACCAAACAGAGAUACAACAACACGCGCUCUUUGUCCACGAAGAUGAAUCUUGCUGACAUGCAGACAGAAAUCAAACUGAGGCCACCUUACCAACUGUCGGUGUCGGAGCUCAGUUCUGCUAACGGAUUUGCACACUUGUCUGCUGUAGAUUAUAAGGGUACUGGUAAGAUUGCUGCUGCUCCUCAUCAGCGCCUGGAUCCUGUAACUCUGCCAGGGAUUGUCUCAUUUGUACUUAGUCUGUUGUGUGGGGCUCUGAAUUUAAUUCGUGGCUUUCACGCCAUUGAAAGUCUUCUACAGAACGAAGGUGAAGACUUCAGUUAUGUUAUUGCAUUUUUUCUUGGAACAGCAGCCUGUUUGUAUCAGUGUUACCUGUUUGUGUACUACACAGGUUGGAGGAAUGUCAAAUCCUUCCUGACUUUUGGGCUCAUUUGCCUGUGCAACAUGUAUCUGUACGAACUGCGCAAUCUGUGGCAGCUCUUCUUCCACGUGACUGUGGGAGCUUUUUCUACGUUACAGAUACGGCUGAGACAACCACAGGGCAAGUCCCCAGAUUACAACGUCUGACAAGUCCUGGAACGUUUCAAGGCAACCUUGUUCCAACAGUUAUUCACUCAGGAAUGUAAAGCUGUUCUCUAAAAGAAGAAGCUGCCCGGAUGGGACUUUUUAUUUGUUUUGUUCUUUGUGGGUUUUGUUUCGUUUUGUUUUAUAAAGCAGUGUAAGAUGCCUGUGGACGUUUUUCACAUGAUGGUUAAACGUCUUUAUAAAGGAGAACUGAGGACACAAAAGAAUACAGGGAGGAAAAUGGGUCAUAUUCAUCCAGUGAACGGUACUGGAGGCACCAGGUUUGGAGAAUUUGACUAGUGGCAUGAAAAAGCUUUAUUGAAAAGGGUCUAAAUGGAAGGGAURUAUUAAGAGUAUAUGUCCUGCAUAUCAUGCAAGCUCUUCCAAAAUAAAUUUUGCCUUUGUAAGGCAGUAGGGGAGUAGGCUAAACAAAACAAAAAGCUAUUGCCUAUUAGAAAUCUGUAGCUGAAAUGUGUAAGAUGCUGCAUUUUGGAACAUUUUCACAUUGACUGGGCAUGAAAGGUUUCUAAAUUCAAAAAUGUAACCUGGAAACUCCACAGUUUCUAGGGAUCAGCUCUUUGGCACUAGUGGUCCUCUGCCUAGUGCUGUAAAUACCUGCACAUUUUUUUGCAUUUGUUUAAUUUGCUUCUGUGUAUCUUUUGAAAGUCAUCUCCGUGGCCGUGGUCCGUUUUCAGUAAGUAUCCAACAAAAUCAGCCGUUUAACCCCCUGUGUUUGCACUCGUCCUCUGUGUGAACUCUGCAAAACUUGGAAGGAAACGGGCUGGUGAGUCAAUGGAGUGACUUCCAUUUCUUGGCUUUUCUUUUUAUUAUUUUUGAAAAGGAUAAAUAAUUAGCUGAAACCCUAUAUAAGCAACUGAUGACAAAUAAUAAAUCAGGCUAAUUAGCUUGAACAAGAAAAGCACAGGAAUUUUGUUUCUUUGGUUUUGUUUUAUUGUGCCGGAAUAGCACUUCCCUGAUCUGCGCUUGUGUCUGAGAGAACAGUUACAUAUUGGCAGAAGUUUGUGAAUUAACCAGUAAGCAACAAACACUUAGAAARGAGAAUUGCAGCCACACAGGACUGUCACAUCAUUGAGAUUUUCUUUUUAAAGUUUUCCUUCAGUUAUUUGUUGAUGCUUCAUAAUGUACAAAUAGGCAGGUAUAGAUGGGUUUUUAUAUGUGGAGUAAGGGAAGAGUUUGCUGAAGUGCCAGAAAAGUUUUAAUGGCCGAGAGGUUGCAGUGGCACUUGUGGUGUUGGAUCYGGACUGGCAGGGUUUGGCGGUGCCACCAGGCAUUGCUGCUGGUGGAUUCCUGAGGCCACUUCCGUCAAGCAAGUUAUUUAAGGUCAGAUGAUGGUAAAGGAGUUGGAUACUUUUUUUUUCUUUUUAAAGGAUAUGUUGGCAAGAAAAUCUAGGUACCUUGAGGUCAAGAGGAAUUAGAGAAUGAAAUUGCAGUCCUAAGCGAGCAGUAUUUAUUAUGCUAUUUAUAACGUCUGCCAGUACAGCUGUAUAUAUAUUAUCAUAAUCAUUAUCAGAAUGUCUGUUUCUCGGACUAGUAUGUGUGCUUGGCACCAUGCAGGUACCCUGGUGUGCAGCAGCAUCCAYGCUGGGUGUUGCAGGGGCUGUGUUGUGCUAAUAAGGCUCUUUCCUGCCAGGAAAGUAGAGCAGUGCCUUCA